ACUCUUCACUACUCUCUCCACGAAACAAAAACAAUAAUAGAGAAAAAUAAAAGAGUAAGGAAAAGAGAUGGCAAUUAGGUGUUUAACUGUGUUCCUGGUUGCUCUCAUGGUGGCUCAAGCUGUUACCGCAACAAGACCGGCUCCAACUAAGAAUGUCGGAGCUGGUCUUGACGACCAAAAGAACUUUGUGGCUUUCGGUGGCAUCGGUGGAGCUGCUGGAGUUGGUGGAGUGGGUGGUAUUGGAACUGGUCUUGGUGGUGUCGCCGGUGGAGUCGGUGGUGUCGCCGGAGUCUUGCCUGUUGGUGGCGUAGGAGGCGGAAUUGGUGGUCUAGGCGGUGGUGCAGGUGGUCUUGGCGGUGUAGGUGGUCUAGGUGGUGGUUCAGGUUUUGGCGGUGGUUCAGGUUUUGGUGGUGGUUCAGGUCUUGGUGGUGACCCUGGACUCGGCGGUGGUAUAGGUGGACUCGGCGGUGCAGGUGGUAUAGGCGGUAUAGGCGGUGGUGGUGGUUUGGGUGGAGUUGGCGGUGGAAGCGAUUGCGGUGGCGUAAUUCCUCACCAUUGAUGUUAAACGUUUUUAUUUUGCUCUCUGCAAACCAAAGAUCGGUCAAAAGGUUCAUAGUUAUUAUGUUUUAAGUUCUUUUAUCGAUGUUUAUGUUUGAGUCUUUGUUUGUUUUCUAUAUAUGUUUGUUUUUGGUUAUGCUGUUUGUUAUUAUUAAUUACUUGAGAGUUGAGAACCUUGUGCUAUCAAUAAAUAGUGUAUUCUGUUUUUGUUUUUUUUUUGUAUUACUUGCUUGUGCUCCAAGAUAAUGAAAUAGUUGUAAUUUGCAUGCA
Molecule: messenger RNA, 828 nt
Organism: Camelina sativa (false flax)
Lineage: Eukaryota; Viridiplantae; Streptophyta; Magnoliopsida; Brassicales; Brassicaceae
Source: RefSeq, a predicted model, not a curated record